GUGGCGGGUACAAGCUCAUUAAAGAUUGUCUGUAUUAAGUUUACCUAUUGCCCUUUAAGAGUCCUCCCCAAUGCACAAUAAACGGAUGAAUCUGUUUUUUAAAUGAGGAGAAGGAGGAUUAAAACCAACCGGCGCAGCAGGACUGUGAGUUCCACGACGGCAACAGGUGUGCGUGCACCAGGGGCACCCUGGCUGAGGGGCCGGAGGGCUGAUGAUGGAUCUGAAGGAGCGCUGUGGCAGUCAGGGGAGCCAGGAGAGCUCCAGCCUGCACCCCACCUCCUGGCAGGCCUUCGCUCACACCAGCACGCUGCACGGCCUGCGCUUCAUCUUCCCGUAUGGUCCGCCCAGCAUGCGCCGCUUGCUCUGGGCCACGGCUCUGCUGGCCUGCCUGGGACUGUUAGUCCUGGAGAGUGCCGAGCGCCUGGCCUACUUCCUCUCCUAUCCUCACGUGACCAGCAUGGACGCCGUGGUGUCGGGUAGCCUGGUCUUCCCCGCUGUGACCGUUUGCAACCUCAACGCUUACCGCUUCAGCCGCCUCACGCGCAACGACCUGUACCACGCUGGGGAGCUGCUGGGCCUGCUGGACGUGCACCUGACUAUCCCCCAGCCGCACCUGGCCGAGCCUGACGUGCUGGCGUUCCUGCAGGAAAAAGCCAACUUCACCGCCUACAAGCCCAAGGCGUUCAGCAUGAAGGAGUUCAUCGAGAGGGUCGGCCACGACCUCAAAGAGAUGAUGCUCUACUGCCGUUACCAAGGCCAGGAAUGCAGCCACAGCGACUUCAAAACCGUGUUCACCAGGUAUGGGAAGUGCUACAUGUUCAACGCUGUAGAGGAAGGGAAGACACUCCGCACUACCAUGAAGGGAGGGACAGGAAACGGCCUGGAGAUCAUGCUGGACAUCCAGCAGGACGAGUACUUGCCGGUGUGGGGGGACACAGAGGAUACAGCCUUCGAGGCAGGUGUGCGUGUGCAGAUCCACAGCCAGGCGGAACCCCCGUUUGUUCACGAGCUGGGCUUCGGCGUGGCCCCCGGCUUCCAGACUUUUGUAGCCACACAGGAGCAGAGGCUGACCUACCUGCCUCCCCCGUGGGGAGAGUGCGAAUCAAAGGCUCUGGAGUCGGGCUUUUUCCAGGUCUACAGUGUAACUGCCUGCAGGAUCGACUGUGAAACACGCUACAUCGUAGAGAACUGCAACUGCAGGAUGGUGCACAUGCCUGGCGAUGCUUCUUACUGCACGCCUGAGCAGUACAAAGACUGCGCCGAGCCUGCACUUGCUAAACUGUCAGCUGUGGAGAGCAGUAACUGCAUGUGCAGGACACCAUGCAACAUGACCCGCUACAACAAAGAGCUGUCCAUGGUCAAAAUCCCCAGCAAGACCUCGGCCCGCUACCUGCAGAAGAAGUUCAACAGGUCGGAGAAGUACAUCACAGACAACAUCUUAGUGUUGGAUGUGUUCUUUGAGGCUUUGAACUAUGAGACCAUCGAGCAAAAGAAAGCUUACGAGGUGGCAGGCUUGCUGGGUGAUAUUGGAGGCCAGAUGGGUCUGUUCAUUGGAGCCAGCAUCCUGACCAUCCUAGAGCUGUUUGACUAUGCUUAUGAGGUGGUGAAAGACAGACUAUUGGAUUUACUGAGCAGAGAGGAGGAGGAGGAGAGUCAUGGAGAGGAUGUGAGUUCCUGUGACCCAGUGGCAAACCACUCAGAGUCCAUCAGCCACACUGUGACAGUCCCCCUGCAGACAACGCUGGGCACCCUGGAGGAGAUUGCCUGCUGAGGCCCUCCCCCCUUGUCCCUCAGAGCCACACACAUCCAAAGGCUGCCUCCACUUGGUGGCGCCACAUCCUCUGUUAGGGCAUCCUGCAGGUCCCUAACAGGGGAGGAGAGGACAAGAACAGGGAUUGGCCUAAGGACAGCGCUGCACUGUGUCAAACCGCCUUGUCUGAGGCACAAAUGGGGAUUAAAGAGCUGUCGGCUGGACUUAUUGGCCCUCUCUGUCAGCCUGCACUAUACUGUGGUGGGAUGAUGGCCUCCAUUGUUCCAGACCUGCAGUGGGGUCUGUGUCUCCACAUACACUCACACAGAAAAUCAAAGACUGGGUGGGACAGCUACCCAUAAAGGGGGCUCACCCCCUGUGCAGCAUAUCUAUGUAACAAACACAUUAAUAUGUCGCUCACUGCCAAAUGAACUGUACAAACCUGGUUUUGAACUGCAUGCGUCAAUCUAUCUUGCUCUCUUUGCUGAUGCAUACGCUGGACUGCAGUGUUGCUUAGCUGUACAUGUGUGCCAUUUGUCUUUCUCUAUCUUCAGGACAGGCCGGUGACAAAGGCCCAGAUGAGAUAUCAAACUUCGAAUGUACAGAUUGAACAUAUGGUUGUUUGAAAUCAUAGUUCAGAUGAGACUAUACCUUCGGAAAUCUAUUCUUAAGAGCAAUUUAUAAUUUCUAAGUAAAUUGGCUUGAAGGGGAAGGUGGUUGAUGAUGUAUGAGCAUUCUUGAGUGAAAAAAAAAAUUGAAUCACUGAAAAUAGUGAAAUUUGAAUAUUUUCUGCAUUUUGCAUAUUUCUUUCACAAGAAUGUUUCAGUUUAGUCAGUUUACUAAAAGGCAUGUUUGCUAUGUGAUUUCAGGGGUGGUAAGUUGUUCCCUACAGACAUCUUUAAGGGAUGUCAUACUCCUACUGUUCAUUUAUAUGGAUUAAUUACUGGCUUCUAGCGGCUGCGCCUCUACCGCGCACACAGCUAAGAGGUAGAAUCUGAAUUGAUUUGCCUGCCAGACAGCCAUGUACAAAACACUGCUACAAAUGAAUAUGCCCAGACUGUUGUCAAACCAUUAUUUUAUCAAGAGAAUGUCAUUUCAGACAGGUAUUACCACUUCAACAAAGGUGGCAUCAUUUUGUCUUUCACAAAAAAAAUGAUAACAAAGCACCAUGAGGAGGGUUCAGUUAUAUGUGUUUUUUAAAUGCAGGGUCUGCUGUGACGUGGUGUGAUAUAUCAGUGUUUUCUUUCUCAUAAAAACGGGUAACACGCAUUUAUACCUGAAUCAGAUUUAAUCUAAAAGAAAUUCAGUAAAACAUUCACUCCAGGUGCAGAAGUGACUCCAUAUUCGUCACAUUUUUUUCAUAAUGUUACUCUUUAGGUGAGAAUGUUAUGUAACAGGCAGUAGCAUUUUAAGGGGAAGUUGAAUGUCAUGCUAACCACGAAGGACACACCUUUGUAUGAGCACCAGGCUUCCUUUCCAAUACAGGUCUCUCUGAUCUUUCAGUCUCCUCGGAAACAAAAGUUACAUAUACGGCUUCACACCAAAAGCUUGUGUGAGACAAGUGGAAGAUUUAGUGUAUAUGAGUCCACGAUCAUCCUAGCUUGGUCUCUGUCAUCAUGGUAAUGUACAAUACAGGUAGGAAUGAAUUCAAGUGCUUUGUGAGAUUAUUUGAAUUAUGAUUUCCCAUCUGUGGCUCAACCUGCUGUCUGUGUGUACUAUCUUAUGUAGUGGCUUCAGACGGACUGCCGGUCUGCAGGGUUGUGAGACAAACCUGUCUCACUUCUCUUGGUGGUAACGACACUGGCUGAUUCUUCGCUCUACUUUGGCUUCAAUUGUUAUCGCAGGACAGCGUUUUCUCAUUUUGUGAUGCAGC
Molecule: messenger RNA, 3623 nt
Organism: Anoplopoma fimbria (sablefish)
Lineage: Eukaryota; Metazoa; Chordata; Actinopteri; Perciformes; Anoplopomatidae
Gene: asic2
Product: acid-sensing (proton-gated) ion channel 2
Exons: 11
Coding region: 212-1771 (519 amino acids)
Biological process (GO): sodium ion transmembrane transport
Cellular component (GO): membrane
Molecular function (GO): ligand-gated sodium channel activity
Source: RefSeq, a predicted model, not a curated record